Messenger RNA from Varanus komodoensis (Komodo dragon), 5470 nucleotides. It is a transcript of the gene EPDR1, whose product is annotated as ependymin related 1. Gene Ontology annotation, cellular component: lysosome; extracellular region. Gene Ontology annotation, biological process: cell-matrix adhesion. The transcript is spliced from 3 exons. The coding region runs from base 211 to 900 and encodes 229 amino acids. The record is from RefSeq and is a predicted model, not a curated record. Gene Ontology annotation, molecular function: calcium ion binding. Lineage: Eukaryota; Metazoa; Chordata; Lepidosauria; Squamata; Varanidae.
CACAAGCAACACGAGAGCGCCUCUGCCGUUCUGCAGCCUUGCAGAAGCCCUCCCGGCGCGCCUGCGGCCACAGCCUCGCGCACCCGCGGUCGCGCAGAAGGGACCGGAGACAGCGACGUUCAAGGCGGCUCUGCGCCGUCUUCUCCUCUGCUUGCGACAGCGCGGCCUCGAGCUCCCCGCAGCCAGAGCCGUUAGCACCGAGGCGAGGCAAUGGCCAGCAGCACCGCCGCCGCCAGCACCCGCCGCGGCGGGUCUACUCGGCCGCCGCCGCUCGCCCUUCUUGUUGGCGGCGUCUUCUUCUGCCUGACUUGCUGGAGCCCGACCCAGGCGACGAGCGCGCAGCCGGUCGUUCCUUGCGAGGCCCCGCUGCAGUGGGAGGGGCGCACGGUGGUGUACGACCACAGCACCGGCAGGAACACCCGGGCGGCCGUGGCUUACGACGGCUCCAACCAGCGCCUGCGGAUACUGGAGGAGAGGAAGGGCCUCAUCCCCUGCAAGAAAUUUUUUGAAUAUAUAUACCUCUAUAAAGAUGCAGUCAUGUUUCAGAUUGAACAAGUGACCAAGCUGUGUUCCAAGGUUGUUUUGAGUGAGCCGUGGGAUCCUUUUGAUAUUCCUGUCAACUCAACCUAUGAAGAUCAGUACUACAUUGGAGGACCCGGUGACCAAAUUAUGGUGCAGGAAUGGUCUGACAGAAAACCAGCUAGGAAACUUGAAAACUGGGUGGGAGUUUACACAGUCAAGGACUGUUACCCAGUUCAGGAAACCUACACGAAGAACUACAGUGUGACAACUUCCACCCGUUUCUUUGAUCUAAAACUCGGGAUAAGCGAUCCAUCUGUAUUCAUCCCCCCCAGCACCUGCCAGACAGCUCAAGCAAAAAAGAUGAGAGAUGAAUGCUGAUGGCAAACCUUGGCUUCUACAUGUAAACAAUAUGGGUAUAUAGAUAUAUAAUUUAGAUUAUCAUAAAUAAUCAACUACUGGUAUCUAACAUGAUCAUUGCACUUUGCAGAAUUGUGGAUUUGAGGAAUGGGACAUUUAACUGACCAGAAAAAGAGAAAAACAUCUCUCCUUUGGUGUCUCAGUCUAACAUUGUCCUCAUAGUCUACAUUUAUCAGAGGCUUACUGUUCACAAACAUUUGUUUUAGAUGUAAUGCUUUAUGGAAGAACGUACUUAUAUUUUCCUAAAGGUUUAUGGUGUGCCAAAAAGUAUAUCAAAAUCUGAUGUAUGUUUGUUAAUUCUGGAGAUCUGAGUGGGCUAUAUUACAUGCACAAGAUAAGCUGUUACCACGAAGUGGCACUUUAAUUGAUUGCCUCUUAAUGAUUUCCUUACUCUUCUGGAAGCUAUUAGAGCGUUAGGAUGUAAUCCUAUGUCUGCUUAGACAAAAUAAAGUUCUACAGUUCCCAGAAUAUCCUAGCCAGUAUGCCUGGCAGGAGGCACAGAAGGAGGGUUUUUUGGUACUUUUUUCUGCCUAAACACACAUAGGAUUGUUUUGUUAACCAUCUUCUCUUCUUUCCUCAAAACCUAUGAUAACUAUGUUAACAUAUUAGCUUCUGUGUUACCGGGAAAAGGAAAGAUAGCGAAGUGUUCUUCUAUUUACUACUGCUUUUAUUUAUUAUUUUAUUUACUUAGCAGAGUGUUUUUUUAACAGAAAAACACUUCAAGGUGGCCUGUAAUAGAUUACAGUAAUGACACACGCAACCACACAAAACCCAGUUGUCUUGGCACAAAAGAAUUGCUAUGAUACGCAUUUGUUACUAGGUAUGUUGCUCCCAGAGAAUGGAAAACGUAGGCUAGUGAAGGUUAUUGUCAUGAUUAGCAGGUUUAGGCUUCAGGGAUGGAGCAAAAAGUUUUCAAUGCAGGGAAGUUUUCUGGGGUUCAGAUUAUGGGUGCUUUCCAUGAAUAAUCCCUAUUGUAUUAGGUGUGAUUUCUGUCCUUUCCAGUAGCCCUACCUGCUUUAAUCUAUGUGAAGAAAUGUUAAGCAGUAGAGCCAGGCAGGGCCAGGCCUUAAGCGACCCUUGAGGCUUCUUUAGUGUUCUUGUAAAUUCCUCUUAUUUAUCCUAGCCCAAGAUAUUCUUUAUUUGAGUUUGAACUAGAAUAAAAAGUGGCAGACUCAGUACCAGCACAGCCCUGAAGAGGGCUCCUGGUUAUUGUUGUUUCUUUCAGCCCUGAGUGGGCUUCAGAUUUUCUUUACAGAACUGAGAGCAAUGUUGAAGACCCUUCAACAACUUCUCAAUGCUGCUGCUAAGUGUAAGUACCAAAACAACUGACUUUCUGACAUUUGUGAGCCACCUGGCAACCAAUUAUUUGGACAGGAGUCAAAUCUCUUGCUAGCUGUGAGGGGGCAGGCUGACCCCAUCCGGGAUGAUUAAGCAACCUAUAGAUUGUUUAAGAAUGACCUAUUCCUGGGUUGUUCAUUGUGAUAUCUGAAUCUGGAGCUCUGGGUUGCUAAGGGAAAAACAAUGCAGAAUUUAAAUGCAAGGUUUGUUGCUGAGUUAAAAUUCUAGGUUAUUUUUCCUCCAGCAACCCAGGAUUUUGGGUUUGGACAUCACAACAAGCCACUCAGCAAUGAGGAAUUCCUGGGUGGUUUUUUAAAGCAGGAGUGGACUGAAGCCAGCAUAUUUCCUUGUUCCUGCACACUUGCAAACAACCUAAGGUUAAUCAUGUUGAAUUGGGUCAAAAACAAGUACUUCCAUAUCCCUGAAUCUCACAAUAUCCCUGCAACCAUCCUUUAGCAAAGAAAUUCUAUUUCUCAAGGUAGCUCGUGAAUUUGAAACGUAAGCCUAAACACAUAGCCUCCCUGAGCCAGCAACUUAAGCUUCUUUUUCCACAAGUCUGCUGCUACUUAUCUGUUUUGUUUUCUUGUUAAACUUGUUAAUUUUGUGCUGAUUUUUAACUUUUUACAUGCAAUGCAUCUCGAGUUUGAAUUUUUCUUAGAAAGUCGAGUUUAAAUAAGUUAAAGGGAAAGCCCUUAUAUGGGUGGGAAGCUCUGUGUACUCUUCAGUGCAUCUAUAGAACUGAAGACUUACAGCAAACCCUUUCCCAGCUAGGAAAAAAAUGACAUAUUAAAAGAGCAGACAUUGCUCAUUUAGUAUGGAAUAAGAAUUACACUCCACUAAAUGGUGAGGCAGAUCUUCAGAAGCCCUGUUCUCUCCUCUUCUUCCAUGUAUUUAGUCUACAUAGGAUUGGGAAGUGGCUUGCUGCCAGGCCUUACAUUCUCCAGGUGCUCAGUAGAAAUGUGGAGGAACCUCUGUGCACAUACAUCUGUCCAAGUGAUCAAGGAAUCGUAAGCACAUACAGGGCCCAUCAACACACACACACACACACAUUUUUUUCCCCCGUCUAAACAACCUGCAGAGACUUAAGGUGAGGCCAUCAGGUAUGAUUCUGUUCCCCAGUCACAUGCUGACCAAAGGCAUGGAAGGGACAGUGAGAAGAUGGUUAGUGCCCUUUGUCCAACAGGAUAAAAAAUCUGAGUGUUUAUUAGUGCCUUUGAAUCCAACACACCUAUUUAUCUAUUAUAAGUGGCUGUGGUGUGCAUUGCACUUUACAGAAUAGCAAACAGAUCUCUACCCAAGGAGCUGAAAAUUUAAAGUGUGAUAUGCCAGGCAAUGGUGGGUGAAGGGGGCGGGGGUAUAGAGCAAGAAUAAAUCUGAGCCGCUCCGAGGCUUUGGUGAAUGGGGCAGCAUAGAAGCUUUCUAAAUAAAAAAAUAACAAAUAAAUAAAUAAAUGGAAAUGAGCAUUCACUUUAGUCACAAGCACAAAAGUUUGAUAUCGGUAGAUGAAUACUAGGAAGUUAUGCAGAAGACUUUGCAGAAAAGAUAAAUUUGGGGAGAAAUGUUGAAAAGAAAAGAAAGAGCCAAGAAUGGAUAACUGUCCUUAAAUGGGGUUCCAGCUACAAGUGGCAGAAAGGAGAAUGGGUAGGAUUGUUGAAGCAAGCAGGAGAUCCUCAAUUGAGGCUGGUGCUGCUGGAGACAGAAGUUCAUGACUUGAUAUAUGUUGGGACCAAGGAGUGAGCUACAGGCCGUGGAAAGCUUUGAAGAAUCGGGAAUUUGUGCUUGUUCAGAGUGCUGCUAGGAACUCACAAAUGGGGAUUUCAUGAGGGCUGUCACAAAUGGGAGAAGUGGUGAAAGCUUUUGUAGGCAGGGAAGGAGUCAAGGAACAGCAUUCAAAGGUUGAAAUGGAAAAGGGAGCAGAAGUGAAGGAGAAAGAUAAAUAGGGUUAACUAAAAGGUUUGAAAGGAAGGAACAUAUUUUGCUAUGUUGUACAGGAGUAGUGACACGAUUAGGACACACACUGAACGUGAGGAACAAAAGUUCAUAGACUAUCAUAGCUGUACUCCAAGUUCUUCCCUUGAGUAUUGCCCUCUUCCCACUGAAUAUGCAGCACCUCAUAUGUUGGUUUAGUAAAGAUGCAAUCCUGUGCAUGCUUAGACAGAAAUGUUGGCAGGGGAAUUAUAUGAGUUUUUCUGUGUAAACAUGUAGGGUGGCGCCCUAAAUGAUCAGACUCUGGUAAGUUACUUUGAUGUGUAUGAAAGGUAUCAAAAUGCUUUUGAUCGGGUACAAUUAAAAGGCACAGCACAUUUUGAGCACGAUGGCAAGUUUGCCUUAUUUCCCAAUACGUUUUCAAACACAUAGCACAUUAUGUUAAUAGAAACUCCCUUUCCCAACAUUCAACCUACACGAUAUAACAAUUGUGAUUAAAAGUCCUGGAAUGGUGAGGUUCUUAGGAAGAUGUCAUACAAUACAUGGCUUGCCUGUUAGGACAGCAGACUGUUCUAUACCUUGACGAUGAUACACAUUCUGAGUAUAAUUCCAGCUGUUUUACUUUGUGCAGCCUGGAAGAAUGCCUUAUUGCACAAGCCCUCAUUCUAAUCUCCCACACAAAUAUCACCAUGUGAAGGUGGGCAGGGAUGAGAGCUAGCACUGUCCUCUCUGUAACCAUUCAUCGUACCUUCCAUGGAUAUCACAAUACGGAACUGCACAUGCCUCCUGCUGCAGAAGUCUAUGUUCCAGUUUGUGGAACUAGUAUGCUUGUCUCUGCUUUUCCUUUUGCGAUUCUAAUCCGUGGAGGAUUAGAAUGCCCCAAGAGGAUUAGAAUGCCCCAGUAGGACUAAAGCGUGGUUUGAUGAGCCUUUCCCAACCUGGUGUCCUCCAGAAGGGCUGGAUUGCAACUCCCAGUGCCCCCAGCCAGCAUGGCCUGUCUGGAGGGUACCAGGUUGGAAAGCCUGAGUUAGAAUGCUGCAGUGAGAGCUUAACAAGCUACAAAUGUACUAUUUCAGUCAGUGAAUCAAGUUACAGUUGUAUUUCUGAGCUCUGUUCCAUUGACUAAAUAAAGAGAUGUAUCAAAAUAGAAACCAUGAAGAGGACUGGAUUUAUGUAUCAUUCUUUCAGGUUAGCAUUGAUUGUAUUGUCCUAACUAUUGUUUCAUUGAAACAGAAUUUCUGAAAUAAAAUCAAGGUGGUGGUUUUGC